AUGUUCACCAUUUUUAGUGCAAGAGAGAGACUCUCAAAGAGCAUACCUGCCAUCAGAUCCCUGCUCUUUUCUUCAUGUUCCAGUGCCUCUGAAAUGCUCAGCUUUACAACCAUGACACCACCAAGUUGCUGUGAGGGUUUGAACAUGAGUACUCAGCCACACACUGUGACCAAGGUAGACAUCCCUGGCCACGUUCUUUAUGCAGUAGGAACAUGCGUGCUCAUUAUUGGCUCCAUUGGCAUCAUAGGAAACCUCCUAGUUCUCUACGCAUUUUGCAGCAACAAGAAGCUGAGGACACCCCAAAACUACUUUAUAAUGAAUUUAGCUGUGAGUGACUUCCUGAUGUCGGCUUCUCAGGCACCCAUAUGCUUUGUCAACAGCUUGCACAGAGAAUGGAUACUUGGAGACAUAGGCUGUAACUUGUAUGCUUUCUGCGGGGCUCUCUUUGGGAUAACCUCGAUGAUGACUCUGUUGGCCAUCUCUGUGGACCGCUACUUGGUGAUCACAAAGCCCCUGCAGUCCAUCCAGUGGACUUCCAAGAGACGCACCGUGCAGGUCAUCGCUGCAGUGUGGCUCUACUCGCUGGCAUGGAGCGUGGCUCCGCUCCUUGGCUGGAGUUCCUAUGUGCCUGAGGGCUUGAUGAUAUCUUGUACAUGGGACUAUGUAACCUACUCCCCUGCAAACAGAAGCUACACCAUGAUCUUAUGCUGCUGCGUAUUUUUUAUCCCCCUGGUAAUAAUAUUCCACUGCUAUUUAUCGAUGUUCCUGGCCAUAAGGCGUACUGGCAGAGAUGUUCAAAAGCUGGGGUCCUACACCCGGAAAUCCUACCUCUCUCAGUCCAUGAAGAAUGAGUGGAAGCUAGCAAAAAUUGCUUUUGUGGUCAUCAUUGUGUUUGUCUUGUCCUGGUCUCCAUAUGCUUGUGUCACCUUGAUUGCCUGGGCAGGUCGAGGCAACAUCCUAACACCAUAUUCCAAAUCUGUGCCAGCAGUUAUUGCCAAAGCUUCUGCAAUCUACAACCCCAUCAUAUAUGCAAUAAUUCACCCAAGAUACAGAAAAACCAUCCACAAAGCUGUUCCCUGCUUGAGGUUCCUGAUACGAAUAUCAAAGAAUGACCUCCUGAGGGGAUCCAUAAAUGAGUCAUCUCUCAGGACCUCUCUCUGCAGCCACCACUCUCUUGCUGGCAGGACCAAGAGCACUUGUGUUCCUGCCGUUUCUACUGGAGAAGCUACCUGGAGCAAUGUAGAGCUCGACCCGGUAGAGCCAGCUCAAGAGAAACUGAAACCUCGCCGAAGUCAUUCUUUCUCCACAAGUCCGAGACAAGAGAAGAGAGACCCGCUCCCAAAGACCUGCAGCUGUGAUGCAGCCACUGCUGAAAAGGUUUCACUCUCCUCCAGCUGCUUGGAGAAGGUGUUUGGGCAGCCUGUCCUACCCAGUCCCUCUGCAGCACUCGUGACCAGCUCCCAGAGAGCAACUUCUCUGCCUAUCAGACUGAAUUGCAGCAGUGUCACCAGAGGAGACUCGAGUACUUCCCAUAUGGCAACUCAAGGAAGCCAAGCAAAUGGAGUUGUGGAUUCUGCCAUUAGCAAUGCAGUCCCUCGGAUUGUCAUCAUUCCUACCUCAGAGACCAAUCUGUUUCGGGAAGAGCUGGAAGAGACUGAAUUAUUCCACUUUCAUGACAAAAAGGGCAAUCUGCUGGACUUGGAAGGGCUUAGCUCAUCCAUGGAGUUCCUUGAAGCUGUUGAGAAAUUUCUAUCGUAA
Messenger RNA from Sturnus vulgaris (Common starling), 1758 nucleotides. Lineage: Eukaryota; Metazoa; Chordata; Aves; Passeriformes; Sturnidae. The record is from RefSeq and is a predicted model, not a curated record.